Molecule: messenger RNA, 1464 nt
Organism: Arabidopsis lyrata subsp. lyrata
Lineage: Eukaryota; Viridiplantae; Streptophyta; Magnoliopsida; Brassicales; Brassicaceae
Product: putative clathrin assembly protein At4g40080
Exons: 2
Coding region: 270-1364 (364 amino acids)
Biological process (GO): clathrin-dependent endocytosis; clathrin coat assembly; vesicle budding from membrane
Cellular component (GO): clathrin-coated pit; clathrin-coated vesicle
Molecular function (GO): SNARE binding; clathrin heavy chain binding; 1-phosphatidylinositol binding
Source: RefSeq, a predicted model, not a curated record
AUCAUCAGAACGUUCGAUUCGAACGAUUACAUUCCAUUUAAAAUUUGUUUGAAUAUGGGAAGUAGUUUGAAAAAGACCAUAAACCAACAAAAAAAUAAUGCAAUCGACGAGCGAGUGAUUCUCCAUAUAUAUUAAUUAUUUGACCCAUGUUGGUUACAUCGAAUAACAAUAGUUUCCUUUCUUGACCCAAAAAAAAACUAUAUAUUAUAUUCUUAUAAAUCCAGCGAAAAAGAAAGAAAAACAAAACAAGUCAUAUCCAACUUCAAUCGAUGGGAAGAAUUACGAGUUUUGCAGAUCUAAUGGGUAUGAUCAAAGACAAAGCUUCUCAAGGCAAAGCUGCUUUAGUUUCAUCACACACUAAAAGCAAAACUGUUUCUUUUCAUCUCUCUGUCCUCCGUGCCACUACUCAUGACCCUUCAACGCCGCCGGGAAAUCGUCACCUCGCUGUUCUUCUCUCCGCCGGUACUGGCUCACGAGCCACCGCUGCUUCAGCUGUCGAAUCUAUAAUGGAACGUCUUCACACAACCAGAGAUGCUUGCGUAGCUCUCAAAUCUUUGAUCAUUAUCCAUCACAUCGUCAAACACGGUCGUUUCAUACUCCAAGAUCAGCUCUCUGUUUUUCCGGCUUCCGGUGGCCGGAAUUAUCUGAAACUUUCUGGUUUUAGAGAUGAGAAAUCUCCUUUGAUGUGGGAGCUUUCUUCUUGGGUCCGAUGGUACGCUUUAUAUCUUGAGCAUCUAUUAUCAACUUCAAGAAUCAUGGGAUUUUUCAUAUCUUCGACAUCGAGCACAAUUCACAAAGAGGAAUACGAAGAAAUGGUUUCUUCUCUUACCAACUCUGACUUGCUUCGUGAGAUCGAUGCGCUCGUUGGUCUACUAGAAGAAGCAUGUAAAAUUCCGGAUCUACCCUUCUCCGGUGGCAAAUCUCUUGCAGACAAAAUCACCCAUUUGGUCGGAGAAGACUACGUGUCUUCGAUCAACGAGCUUUACACGAGACUCAACGAGUUUAAAGAACGAUCCAACACUUUGAGCUUUGGAGAUAUGAUUGAGCUUGUCUGUGCUUUGAAGCGGCUCGAGAGUUGUAAAGAGAGAUUGUCUGAAAUCUGCCAUGGGAACUGGAAGAGAGGUUGGAUCGAUGGGUUCUGGGGUUUGGUUCUGGAGGUCAAGGGUAUAAUUGGUAAUUUAGAGGAUAACUAUGGGCAGAUUGAGAAAUCGAUUGUUGGGUUUGGGACGAGAGAAAAACGAUACGAAUCGGCUCGGUUUACCGAUCGAUUAAUUAUCGGUUAUGGUGAUGCUGUUCGGUUUUCUUCAGGUAGAUUUUCGAGUGUUGAUCGGUUUAAUUUCCCGGUUUCUGGUGGACGACUUUGAUCGUCUUGUGAAUUUUUAUUUUUUGGUCAGAUGUCUUGUGAAUUUUACAAGACAAUCUUAAAUGAGGAAAAAAAGUCCUAAACUUGAGAUUUUACUUCCA